Molecule: messenger RNA, 1580 nt
Organism: Lemur catta (Ring-tailed lemur)
Lineage: Eukaryota; Metazoa; Chordata; Mammalia; Primates; Lemuridae
Product: histone H3.1
Exons: 1
Coding region: 176-586 (136 amino acids)
Cellular component (GO): nucleosome
Molecular function (GO): DNA binding; protein heterodimerization activity; structural constituent of chromatin
Source: RefSeq, a predicted model, not a curated record
UAAAAUAUUGUUUUAGUCCUACUCUACAUACACACAUACAUACAUAUACAUAUUUUGAAUUCUUGGCCAAUCUAAUUACCGUUGGGGCUGGCCUAGUUUUGUCCAAUCAGCUUCAGGCUCUUACUAUAAAUAAGCGGCCAGGCUUUUCUCUUCACUGGAAUCCAGCUAUUAUACCAUGGCUCGGACGAAGCAGACUGCUCGUAAGUCCACCGGCGGUAAGGCUCCGCGCAAGCAGCUGGCCACUAAGGCGGCCCGCAAGAGCGCCCCGGCCACCGGCGGCGUGAAGAAGCCCCACCGUUAUCGUCCUGGAACCGUAGCUCUCCGUGAGAUCCGCCGCUACCAGAAGUCUACGGAGCUGCUGAUCCGAAAGCUGCCGUUUCAGCGCCUGGUGCGGGAGAUCGCGCAGGAUUUCAAAACAGAUCUGCGCUUCCAGAGUUCGGCGGUGAUGGCGCUGCAGGAGGCUUGUGAGGCUUACUUGGUGGGGCUCUUCGAGGACACCAACCUGUGCGCUAUCCAUGCCAAGCGUGUCACAAUCAUGCCUAAAGACAUCCAGCUUGCGCGUCGUAUCCGUGGUGAAAGGGCCUGAGUCUCAAGGGCGCCCCAGCUGUAUCCCCAAAGGCUCUUUUCAGAGCCACCCACGUGCGUGCUUGAAAAGAUCUGUUUCUCUGUGUAAUUUCUGGUAUUCGUUUUAUCUAUGGCAGGUAGGUCCCAUUAUUUACACGUUUUGCAAACUUCUUACAGUGAAAUUCAGCCUAUCUCUGUUAAAAUGUUAACCUACUUCCCGGCAUAUAUUACCCACCUCGCCCCGCCUGCCACCUAUGCUUGUUUUGACAGCAUGGCGCCUCGACUUAUUUUUCUGCAAACGUGUGUAGUGUGUAUACUUAGAAACCAAUAUCUUAAGGUCACAUUAAGGUAUUGUCAGGAAAACUAAGGUUAAUACAGCUCGUGUUGCCUGAAGUAAAAGUAUUUGUUUACCCCAUUUCUUCCUAAGCUGUUUUGUUUCUAGGUCUGAAUUCAAUAUUUGAAGCUGAUAUCUGGGCCUGCUUAAGUGCCUUCACUAUGGUUGAUGACAUGGUCUGAGGGUCAAGAAUCGUUUUCAGGGAGAGCCAGCCAGAGAAGAUGCCCUUUGAAGCCUCUCUUGGGUCUUUGCUUAAAUAUUACCUUCUCAUCAUGGUUUUGUCUGAUUAUAUAAAUUAAAACUGUAAUCCCCACUAAUUUUUUCACCCUACAAUUUAUUACCAUAAGCUGUACCAUACGUUUUGCUUAUUUAUUUUUGUCUUGUCUCUUCUAAGACGCAUGUUCAUGAAAGGAGCAACUUUUGUUUACUCACAUCCCCAGUAAUGUAGCAGCUCUCAGGCAAUAUUUGUUGGAUAAAUGAAUAAAACAACCGUGCGGAAAAUCACAGAUGAGAGUAAAACAGAUUAACCUGCUAGUUGUGCUAAAGUCAGCUACUUGUGAAUCAUGACAGGCCAUUCUUGUCUUCAGAAUUCUAGCCAUCCAUAACUUUCUAUGAUCUGUCUUCCAUUCUUGUAAGCAUUCAAGACUUUCUCUGGCAAAUUGGCUUGUGUAUGUGUUAUCUU